Messenger RNA from Dermacentor silvarum, 954 nucleotides. RefSeq names its product sodium-coupled monocarboxylate transporter 1-like. Bases 130 to 735 code for a protein of 201 amino acids. Gene Ontology annotation, molecular function: symporter activity. The transcript has 7 exons. NCBI's taxonomy places the organism in Eukaryota, Metazoa, Arthropoda, Arachnida, Ixodida, Ixodidae. Gene Ontology annotation, biological process: sodium ion transport. The record is from RefSeq and is a predicted model, not a curated record.
ACCACAUCGUCCAUUGUCAACUCUCAGGCUGCUGUCGUCUACGUGGACAUCCUCUCUCGGCACUUUAAAAACCUCGAAUCGAAUGUCCGCUGGAUAACUUGCAGCGUAGCAUUUCUUAUCGGAGCUCUCAUGACGUGCUACAGCUGCGUCAUUGCCUACAUGGGAUCUGUAACAACGCUCCUCAUCAUGGCAUACGGAGUUGCCACCGGACCCUUCGUGGGACUUUUUAUUCUGGCCAUAGUUUUUCCUUUCGUGCAUUCAAAAGGAGCAGGAAUAUCGACCCUGCUCAUGCUAGCUGCUGAAGUUUUUGCACUGUGGAGGUAUAUUGACAGUGGCAUCAAGCCGCCACACAUGCCCGUAUCACUUCACUACUGUCCGGACAACACCACCUUCACGUCUUACGGCACAAACCUCACGGUCGCCUUUUCUUCGAACAGGUCACAGAGAAAUGCAGCGUCCACUGCAUUAUCACCAUUAUGGAGCUCUCUCCUAGGCACACUGGGAACAGUUCUGCUCGGCAUACUCAUAAGUGUAAUCACAGGUGAGCACAGACAACGUCAUGCAGACGUAACCCACCUGAACAGGUGGUGUGUUCAAUUCUGGCGUAGCGUAGGAGUUAUGGAACCCGAUGAAAGCUUCUCCAAAAUGAACACAGAAGAUAGGAAAGGCGAACCACAAAUAAUGAAGACACUCUUACCUUUCCAAAGAGAAGACAAGCAGGAAUCGACGGUCUGAAGAGACAGAGCCAAAUUAUUUGUUUUCACACCAAAUCACCUCACUGCGCAUUCAUAGAUACUACGUCAUGUGCACGAUAGUUUAGUUGUAACGAAAUCCUCAAUAGAUCAAAAAUUGUGUAUAUUAGUAUCAGGAUUCUCGUUUUGGUUCGCGGCACCUGGAUUCAGUGCUCCAGCAAGGAGCGAUUCAGUGGCUUCAAGAGGUGCGCAGCAUACCACA